Ctenocephalides felis (cat flea) is the source of this 2857-nucleotide messenger RNA. RefSeq names its product serine proteinase stubble-like. Gene Ontology annotation, molecular function: serine-type endopeptidase activity. NCBI's taxonomy places the organism in Eukaryota, Metazoa, Arthropoda, Insecta, Siphonaptera, Pulicidae. Bases 203 to 2857 code for a protein of 884 amino acids. Gene Ontology annotation, biological process: proteolysis. The record is from RefSeq and is a predicted model, not a curated record. The transcript has 10 exons.
UUUAUUUAUUUAUUUAUUUAUAUAAUAUUUAUUAUAAAUUUAUUUAUUCAUUUAUAACGAAACGUGGAGUGAUUUAAAAUAGUGAUAAAAACAUAAUAAUGAGUUAUAGCGAUUUUAAUCAAAGUUACAGAUUUUAGUUUCCCAACCAUUCCAUUAGUAUAAUUAAGUGUUUAAUUUAAAAAUAAGUAGUGAAAAAUAAAAAAUGAUGUACAGGAGGCGAGGUUCAAACCUCGACGUGUAUAUUGCGGCUCUAGUGUUUUGUUGGCAGCAUUUACUAACGUCAUCGUCACCUUUAUACCCUUAUCAUGGAUCCUUGUCAGUUGAGAGCGGUCGCAACAUCAGGCACCUUCCAUGCAUAUCAAGGAGGUCAGGUCAAGAAGGAAUCUGCAUGUUUGCUAUAGAUUGUCUGAAAGCUAAUGGAACGCAUCUUGGAACAUGUAUAGACCGAUUUUAUUUCGGUUCCUGCUGUCAACUCGAAGAUAAGCUUCUAUCCGGUGAAACGGAAAUUCUCGACAACAGUAUAGAUCAUAAUGAUACGCCUACGCAAAAGACAGACGGCGCCACAUUGCCGCCAAGUUUGUCAAAAGUCACGUUUCCUUCGAAAACGAAACCUUCCUCUCCCGAGGUUUACAUGUCACCGAGCGUCAAUCAGUUAUACACGACGUCGACGCUGAGAACGACAUCUAAAAUACCGUUAUCGUCAGUUAAACCCUGGAGUAAGAAACCGAUAGUGAAUAUAUCAACAUCUGCUCAUGCUACAAAAAUUCCUGAAAUAACUACUGAAAUAUCUUAUAAGUUGUCGACGUUCCAAACUGUGCAAAGUAGCGAUCACAAUGAUUCUAAUUUGAGUUCGACGGAACAUCCUCGAACAACGACGAGUCCUAUAACAAAAGGUACCGUAGCUGAUGCAGUAGUUACAGAAAAGCCAACCAGAAGACCUAUCACUAGACCUACGACAACUCAUAGGACGACAGUGACACACGUUCCGCGCCCAACCUCAACAUCUACAUCUCAAACUCAUAGGCCGAGACCCAAACCGAGCAGACCUACCGGCAAACCAACCCCGAGCCGGAGGCCGAUUUCCAAACCUACAAGUAGCCCAACACAAACUACUGGAAGGCCCACGACUGUCAAACGACCAAAUGGCACUCGCAAACCGACGGUUCGUCCCGUACACGAUAGCAAACCUAAUGUAACUAGUACUACACACACGCAAUCUACAAGCAAGCCCGUUGAUACCACAAAACCAUAUUCCACUUCGAGUCAUAGACCUACUUCGGGAAGCACACGACCAUCUCAAAAUCACACUAGACCGACCAGACCUCAUAAACCAAUAACUACAGUGGUAUUAUUAGAUACCGCACCUAAAGAAAAUACCACAAGUGCAAAACCGGCAACGACUGCAGUACCUACUAAAGGUCCAACUACAACGCCGGAACCAUUUUUAACGACUUCAUAUGUAGAAACAACUACAGUAAAAGAUAUUGAUGCUGCCCCAGUCACAGACGCAAGUAAUCAUUCUAAGAAGCCAGAAAUUGUUACAACUACUACGAGUGUUUCAUCAUCUGGAACAUCCACAUCGUCGUUUUUCACAACGGAAAAGACUGAAAGCGAGAAAACAACAAUAAAUGCUACUACGUUGACGACACGACAACCAAUAUUGGAAGAAAAUGAUUCCGCUACUACUACACAGAAAAUUGGCUUGGUCACGUGGACGAAUGUGGAGGAAGAUUCAGUUACAUCGUCUCCUGUAAAUGACACUAAAGGAGAAUGGACUCCUAUUACUACACCAGAUGGUUGGGUCUUAUUACCUUCGGUUACUCCAAGUACAACUUUGCCAUCGUCUAGUAUAAGUUCGACAUCACCAGACACAACUACACUUGGAGUUAGUACUUUAAAUUCACAAGAUGUUUCUACUUCAGGAGAGCCAUCAAUGAAUGAAAUAUCUACUUCUGAAAAACCAUUCGUUCCGGUUGAAAUAAGCACAUCAUCACCUACAACGGGAAAUGAUACGACUACCACGUCUACGACAUCGGUCAUCCCUGUAUCACAUGGAAAUUAUCCAUCGGUUAAUAUGUCAGAUUUCAGAAGCGUGUGCGGUCGGCGGCUGUUUCCCGAAGCGCGCAUAGUCGGCGGAGCGAAGGCGACCUUCGGCAAGUGGCCUUGGCAGAUCUCGCUCAGACAGUGGAGGACGUCGACCUAUCUGCACAAGUGUGGAGCGGCCCUUCUUAACGAAAACUGGGCCAUUACUGCUGCUCACUGCGUUGACAAUGUGCCACCGAGUGACCUCUUAUUGCGACUGGGAGAACAUGAUCUGUCUAUAGAAGAUGAACCUUAUGGGUACCAGGAGAGGAGGGUUCAAAUAGUUGCUUCGCAUCCACAAUUCGACCCGAGGACGUUCGAGUACGAUUUGGCAUUGCUGAGAUUCUACGAGCCCGUGAAUUUCCAACCUAAUAUUCUUCCUGUUUGUGUGCCACAUACCGAUGAAGGAUUUGUUGGAAAAACAGCAUAUGUGACUGGCUGGGGCAGAUUAUAUGAAGAUGGUCCAUUACCAAGUAUAUUGCAAGAAGUUUCGGUACCUGUGAUCAACAAUUCAGUGUGUGAGACAAUGUACCGAUCUGCCGGUUAUAUAGAACAUAUUCCAAAUAUCUUCAUCUGCGCAGGAUGGAGAAAAGGCGGUUAUGAUUCCUGUGAAGGUGACAGUGGUGGUCCAAUGGUGAUCCAACGUCCAGACAGACGAUUCCUGCUGGCGGGCAUCAUUUCUUGGGGCAUCGGAUGUGCAGAGCCAAACCAACCAGGAGUCUACACCAGGAUAUCUGAAUUCCGUGACUGGAUCAAUCAGAUAUUACAGUUCUAG